This is a messenger RNA of Lasiosphaeria miniovina, 1197 nucleotides long. RefSeq lists its product as uncharacterized. The transcript has 2 exons. NCBI's taxonomy places the organism in Eukaryota, Fungi, Ascomycota, Sordariomycetes, Sordariales, Lasiosphaeriaceae. The coding region runs from base 153 to 1034 and encodes 293 amino acids. The record is from RefSeq and is a predicted model, not a curated record.
ACAAGAUGUUCGCACGACCAAGUCAAUCGCCACAAGCUCCUUCCUUGCCCCGCGCCUCGCUUCUGAACUGACCAACCGUGAUACCAGAAACCCGACCUCGACAGGCACCUCCAAACCACCAUCGCCAGCCCGCCGUUGUCAGGCACAGCGCAAUGGAGAGAACACCAUUUCAAGGAAUUUUCCCUCCCCAAUCGGACCCACCUCCGUCGGUGCUCGAACACCGAAGAACGAAGCAGUCAUUCAUCAAAGAUGGCUUCAAGCUGCGCACUCUGCUCGUGAUCGGCGCCCUCUGCCAGCUCGCCCUGGUGGCUGUCCUGCCGCUCUGCAUCGCCAUGCUCCCCGCACUAGUCCUAGCCUUCCACGCCGCCUUCGAGACGCUCCUACAAUGCCUAACGCGCGGCGGCAGCAACCCGCUGAUGAAAGGCGUGGUGGUGGGGCGCACGACGGCGCAGUUCCCGUCCAUCUACACGGGAAACUUCUCGCACACGCCGUCGGAACAGCGCGUCGUCGUGUUCCACCUUGGCGUCGCCUUCAACCACCCGCUCAGCGUGGCGUGCCCGGGCGGGCGCGAGGUCGGCGGGCUCUUCGCGGCCAUGGAGGAGGAGCUGACGCGACGCGCCGGCGAGUACGGCGUGUUGGGCGUGUCGCAGUGGGUCGAGACGGCGCGCGACACGCACAACGCCAUGCUGGUUGUUGUCUACUUCCGCUCACUCGACGGCCUGCAGCGCUUCGCCCGCGGCGACGCCCACCGCGCCGGCUGGGUCUUCCUCGACGCCUUCCGCGCCGCCGGCAACCACCACAUCGCCACCUUCCACGAGACCUUCGAGGCCCAGCCCGGCCACUGGGAGACGCUCUACACCGACUCCAAGCCCGCCAUGCUCGGCAACGCGCGGUUCAAGGCCCUCGGGGCUGGGGAGGGCAAGGAAGGCGCCGGUAACUGGGUGUGGGUGCGCGGUCUCGUCAGCGCCAGCGAUGCCAGGCUCAGGAGCAUGAUGGACCGGAUGGGACGUACUAGGGCUCGCCCCGGGAUGUGAUGUUCCAUUCGUUGCCGUCGCCCAGCUUUCCUAGCCAACUUGCUUAGUCUCUUCAUUAAUAAUCAUCAAGGUUCUGGCGCUCGGAAUAUGCGCGAGACUUGGAGGAAGGCAUUGCCAGCGGCUUGCGGUGGUAACAGAGCAACCGAGGGACCCCUAAAUCGCG